Messenger RNA from Mucor mucedo, 3845 nucleotides. RefSeq names its product Fusaric acid resistance protein-like-domain-containing protein. Bases 94 to 3759 code for a protein of 1221 amino acids. The record is from RefSeq and is a predicted model, not a curated record. NCBI's taxonomy places the organism in Eukaryota, Fungi, Mucoromycota, Mucoromycetes, Mucorales, Mucoraceae. The transcript is spliced from 5 exons.
AAAAAAAAAAAAAAAAAAAAGAUCUAAAUGAUAUAAAGCUACACACAACUGUCGAAGAGCCUUCCUUUCUUCUUUUUUUUUGCUUAUUUCAAAAUGAGUUCAUUGGAAUCGGAAUGCACUGAUCCUUCGUCAUGUCAAACAAAGACUCGGCCUUCUGGAAUAUACAACCUAUUUAACAAUAGCGACAAACCAUUAAAUGCAUUUAUCAUUACGUCAAAACCCCCACCAAUUACCUAUACAACAGAUACAGUUGCCGAAAAUACAUACCACGACUUUACACCUUCAUCCUUGGGUCGCUCCUCUGCUUAUUUUACAGCAUCGUUGCCAAAUAGUGAUACUUGGUCUUACCAAGAUCAAGUAGACCCUUCCCUGUACGACUUAUCCAGAACAAAUUCAACUUCGAGCUAUUUAGACAAUCAAAGUGAUUAUGAAGUUAUUCUAGACGACGGUUCAAGACAAAAACGUACAAUUUCUUUGUCCACAAUUAAGCAAAUAUCUUCGAGACAACACAUCCCAUCCACACCAUCUUUUAUAGAUAAUCUCAUAUCCAAAGACAGAAGCAGGCACAGUAAAUCAAAGGAGACAACUCGAUUGCUGCCACAUGACGGCAAAAAUCUUCAUAUGCCAUUAUCAUUAUCAUCAGACAGCGAAGAUAAUGAUGAUGAUGACGAUGAUAAUAAUAUUACGUAUCCUUCCAAACGAUCUUCUGGUGGUAUGUUGAAGCGUCUUUAUCGAAAGUUAAACCAAUGGCGACAUCAUCAUUUGACAUUAUCGCACCAGCAGAAAAUGGUGCUCAAAUGUAGUUUUGCCUACAUGAUUGGAUCGUUGUUUACCUUUGUACCUACCUUAAACGCCCUGUGUGGUACUCACAUUGCUAGUCAUAUGGCUGCAACAGUGACAAUCUUCUUUAACCCCGCCAAAUCCGUCGGUGGCAUGGUCGAAGCGGCAGGUUUUGGUUGGCUAUAUACUAUAGCUGCUCUCACACUCAGUAUUGCAAGCAUGUACACCACGGAUUUUUUCUUGGAACAUCAGAUGCCUACCAUAGCGGCCGUAAUAUCUUUAGGUGUGUGGCUUGCAGGUAGUACAUUUGUUAUUUCGUACUUGAAAGCAAAAAUCAAUACACCAAGUAUUUUGACAGCCUCUGGCUUAGCCUUUAUUAUAUUGUUUACCGUAAUUGUGCGUCAAGGUUCAGGUACAGAAACAGAGUUUGAUUUUGACAUUAUCACCGAAACCUUUUCAAUUGUUGCCAUUGGUUCUGCCAUUUCUGCCAUUGUCUGUAUCUUUAUCUGGCCCAUGUCAGCUUCACAAAAAUUACGUUCAAACAUUGAUGCCAGUUUGUCAUCGACCAAGAUACUUUUAAAGCUCUUGACCAAGACAUUUUUACUGGAUGCUGAUCUGCCUGAAUUUGCGGCCAACAAGACUUUAGAAACAGCCCUCAAAUCUCAUCGUACCAGUUUCACUUCGUUAAAACCUGCCUUAAAAGAAGCUAAUCUUGAGUUUUAUAAUUUGGCCAUGAAGAAGCACGCGGAUGGAUAUCAUAAAAUUGUGGAAAGUUUGGAAAGAUUAGCACAACAUGUAGGCGGGUUAAAAAGCAGCUGUGGAUUACAGGUAGAAGUCAUGCAUCAAACAAGGCCAAGUUAUUAUGGUGCAAUUCCUCCUAAUUCCUCUUCACGACAAGAAAAAGAGACUUAUAACUUGAAAGCAGGUCCUCAGCGCAAGAAAAUGGAGACUGAACUGAAACGUGAAAAACAAGACAGUAAGACUACAGCUGAAGCAACUACAUCCACAUCUUAUUUCGAUAUUAUCAGUGAAAACCCUAUUACAGGCAACGAAGGUAAUAAUAAAGGGAGACCUGAGAAAAAAGAAGGUGCGCUUGUUCAGUUUAUUCAGACAGUCAGAUCACCAAUGAAAUCAUUAGCCUAUACAUGUAAGCAAACCAUCAUUCACUUGCAGGCGCGAUUUUUGAAGAAGACCACACAUGCCACACCUUCGUUUGUAUUGAUGCGACAAAACUUAGCGAGCGCUAUAGAAUUAUUUGAAACAUCUCAGCAUCAAGCAAUGAUACGUUUUUAUCAACGAAGGUUCAAAAAAUACCACCGUAAUAUAAAGACAAGUGACAACUUGCAUACACUUUUCUUGGAACAACAGCAAGAGUUUCCUGCGGAUGACAUAUUUUUGGUUUACUUUUUUGUGUUUUGUUUAUUGGAAUUUGCUAAAGAGCUCAUGACAUUAGUGGAGAGUGUUCAGUUAGUGUUUGAAGAUAUGGAAGAAAUGGAUAAAACAAAUAGUGUCUUUGCUUGGGCUAAAUUUUUGUUUACCAAAAACGCUUAUCGUCAAGAAGUGUAUGAUACCCAAGACAUGUUUAUUCCAAACAAUAAUCAUACGAUAAACACACUACAUACUCCAGAACCUAAAACAAGGUUGCGAAGGUUUUUGCUGAAGCUUUGGGGCUUUUUCUCAGAAUUCAGAACAUACCGUGUAAAAUUUGCAUUUAAAUCCAUGCUGACUGCUGAGCUUAUUUCGGUAUUAGCCUUUAUUCCUGCCACACGACCUUAUUUCACAGACUUCAAAAUGGAAUGGACGUUAAUUACUGUCAUGGCGGUCAUGAUGCCGACAGUAGGCGGAACUAAUCUAGGUGCUGUGUUGCGUAUCUUUGCGACUGUCCUGGGAUGUAUUCUUGCCGCUGUUAUUUAUACUAUCUUUCAUGAUAACACAUUCAUGUUAUGGUUGUUCACUUGGCUCAUUUCAAUACCUAGUUUUUGGAUGAUUCUAAAUCAUAAACAUGGUAGGUUUGGUUUAUUUACCUUACUGGCGUAUAACCUGGUAGUAUUGUACAAGUUCAACCAUAGUGAUGAUGAUAGCAUCAAUGUAUUUACAUUGACUUGGAUGCGAUGUGCAGCGGUAUCUCUAGGUGUGGUAAUUGGGCUUAUUGUCACAGCUUAUGUUUGGCCUUAUGAGGCGCGAACACAAGUUCGAAAGGGUCUCUCUGAUUUGCUGCUACGACUUUCGUGGCUAUACAAGCAGCUGGUGUCGGUGUAUUCAGAGGAUGGGGAAGAGGACUAUACACAGCUAAGCAGACAUAUAGAUACUCAAUCUAAAGAUUUAGUAUACCCUCUAUCUCUAUUGACUAGACGUAACAAAGCACGAGCUAUUGCUUUACAAAAGAUUGAACUCUCCAUCCAACUAAACAUAUUUGAUCUUCAAGUGCUUCUUCAACAUGCACCGAACGAACCUCGAUUAAAAGGGCCGUUUCCAGCUAAAGCCUACGGUGCCAUGAUUGAUUGCUGCCAGAGUAUUUUAGAUAAAUUUUUAUCGCUACGUAUAGUGAUUUUAAAAGAUGUAUGGGCGAUCCAUGUGCGACGUAAUUUUUUGAUGCCUGCUUCACACGAAUUUAUGGAGAUGGCGGGUAAUGUGUUCUUGUACUUUUAUUUAUUAGCAUCGGCUUUGCAGUUAAAGACGCCGUUGCCACCGUAUUUGCCACCUGCCGAAAAGACAAGACAGCUACUGAUGCACAAGCUUCAACAGUUGCCAUUGGUGAUGGAAGAAUCUAUACAACAACAUCGUCUAGGAAAAGAGAAAAGAGACGAAUGCUACAUGGUCUAUUAUGCCUAUGUAGUAUUGAUGGAAAACAUUAUCCGUGAACUAGAUAUGUUGGGAGGUCAUAUGAAGGAUCUGUUUGGAUCAUUGGUUCCAGCCGAUCAAUGGGCGAGAUGCUUUGGACAAGGGUUGGAUUUAGAACAAAAUGAUUACAUUAAAUAAAUACACUACCCUCAGACCUCCUCUUCCCCUUUGUGAUAUUUAUGCAAAUUAAGAUAAUAUUUAAUAAAUCAGGAUUUUUGUUUUUU